Molecule: messenger RNA, 1278 nt
Organism: Closterium sp. Yama58-4
Lineage: Eukaryota; Viridiplantae; Streptophyta; Zygnematophyceae; Desmidiales; Closteriaceae
Source: the annotation of a GenBank genome assembly
AUGGCGGAGCUUGCGGACACGUCGACGUUCGAGCGCUUUUCAUCUAAUGCUGGUGAGCUGUUUCCGUUGCGCUGCGAUCUGCUCUGUCUGUCCUGGUUCGUGCAGGGAACGGUUCCUAGUCUGCCGCUAAUCCUGGCUGAUCCUGGCGCUGCUGGAGUGCUGCUGGCUGAUCCUGGCGCUGCUGGAGUGCUGCUGGCUGAUCCUGGCGCUGCUGGAGUGCUGCUGGCUGAUCCUGGCGCUGCUGGAGUGCUGCUGGCUGAUCCUGGCGCUGCUGGAGUGCUGCUGGCUGAUCCUGGCGCUGCUGGAGUGCUGCUGGCUGAUCCUGGCGCUGCUGGAGUGCUGCUGGCUGAUCCUGGCGCUGCUGGAGUGCUGCUGGCUGAUCCUGGCGCUGCUGGAGUGCUGCUGGCUGAUCCUGGCGCUGCUGGAGUGCUGCUGGCUGAUCCUGGCGCUGCUGGAGUGCUGCUGGCUGAUCCUGGCGCUGCUGGAGUGCUGCUGGCUGAUCCUGGCGCUGCUGGAGUGCUGCUGGCUGAUCCUGGCGCUGCUGGAGUGCUGCUGGCUGAUCCUGGCGCUGCUGGAGUGCUGCUGGCUGAUCCUGGCGCUGCUGGAGUGCUGCUGGCUGAUCCUGGCGCUGCUGGAGUGCUGCUGGCUGAUCCUGGCGCUGCUGGAGUGCUGCUGGCUGAUCCUGGCGCUGCUGGAGUGCUGCAGGCUGAUCCUUGCACUGCUGAGGUGGAUCGGGAGUCUACAGCACGGAGGGGACAGCAGCAGCAUGCAGGGGAGUCAACGCACCCGCUCAAGGCGAACACUUCAGGCGAGGAGGCAGCUCUUAAGGUGAGGAGUCGAGUGGCGGCACUUCAGGUGAGCAUUCGAGGCGGCGGCACUUCAGGUGAGCAGUCGAGGCGGAGGCACUUCAGGUCGGCGGGGGAGCAGCAGCUUGGAGGGUCAACACCGUCACCGACAUGUGAGUCUCUGCUUUGGCAGGUCGGCGGGGGAGCAGCAGCUUGGAGGGUCAACACCGUCACCGACAUUCGACUCGUGGGGCGAGGAGGGCGAGGGGGCAGCGCGCAGGCAGCAAGAGGCGUCUCCCUGCAUAACCCCCCCCCUUCCAUCCCCUUCAGCAUGGCCGGCAGCGUGGAGGGCUACACGGCGGGCGGCACGGACGGAGCCAUGUGUGAUAUCUUGGCAGUAGCCAUGUGUGAUAUCUUGGCAGUAGGUGGAGAUGCAGCAGAGGCGAGAAGGGGUAGAGGAGCGGAGGGAGCAGACGGUAAGCCUCUUUUCUAG